AUGCGACUUUUCGCAUCCACAUCGGUAUACAUUCUCUGCUCCGUGCAGAUAUGGUCGAUGGGGCAAGCAGUAGGGGCAGGAAGCUCAGCAGAGCACGUCACUGCAAGCACGGAUACGAGCACAUCCGCACUGCCUCGUCCCGCCAUUACACGUCUAGGCCGCAACGGAGGGGUGGUGCACAUUGCAAGCGAGGAUGCAUCACCCAUUCAUCCUUCGCACCUCAUCUCCGCCACAAAGCAUCUCGAACAGGAUGCGCACAUCAGGUACCGCAAGACAUCUGCCGCUGCUGACAACUCUUCGCGACCGCAACAGCAAGACCAUGGCCUGGAAGUGGUCAUGGACAAGCAGCGCGUGGGAGAUGUGGAAGGGCGUCAAGCGAUGGUAUUGAAAGCGGCGCAUCAUUACAAAAAACAUUUCUUCCCCAAUGCUACGCACAUGCGAGUGAGUCUCAGUGUGGAGCGCAUACGCUUUGCACAUUCACCCCCUCCAGCUGACGCAUGACGCGCGCGCGCGUUGGGGGGGGCUGCGGCGGAAUGGAAUGAUCUCGCUUGGCUUGCGCUUCGCAGUUCCCCACUCGGUUCAGAAGCACAGAGGAUGAACCAGUAUGGCACGGCGAGCCUCUGGUGUAUGAAGGCCUACGACCGGUGGAAGGAGCGGGCAUCACAUCCACAGGCAAAGCUUACAGCGGACACCACGUCUUUAUGUCACCCAGUACCAGCGACACGGGCCGCAUGAUGGCCAAGGAUAAUCGCCACUUUACCAUCAUGCGCUUCGACGCGGACGAGCACCAGCCGGGUCCCAAGGCCAAGAUCUACACGCCGCACUUUGUGGAUAGCAAAGUGCAGGGCUGGGAGGAGCAGGUGGGCGCAAAGGCGAUGCGCAAUGCUCAGAGACCUUCUAUUCAGCAUUUUGCCAAAUUGACCGCAACAGCGGCGAGCGGUAGGAUCUUGCCUGCUGGACUCGCCGAAGCGGCCAAGAUACCGAACGCGGACAGAGCGCACAAAUUGGAAGUGGGCGGUGCGCGCAUCACCUCCAAAGACUACUACGAUGUGACGGUGGACAGCUUGCAGGAUUAUGCGGCAAAGUAUCAUCCUGAAGCCAGGAGCGUUACGGUGAGUGCGGUUCGAUCGAGCGAGCGGAAUGAUACGUCGACUGCUGACACGAACAGGUUCGUCGCUCGUGCUCGUGCUCGUGCUCGUGCGCGUGCUGGCGCGUCGCAGCUGGUCAAAGGUCUGACCUCAAUGUCAAAAGACGAACCAAAGCCGCACUACAAGGUGAGCAUGUACGACGCAGAAAGGUACCCCAUCCCAGGCGGCGGCUUCACCAGCCAAGGCAAGGCCUUUUCAGGUCUGCAUCACGUCUUUCAAAAACCGGGCACGAGCUUCAAGAUCAAGAAUCUCAACGUCGUCGCCGUCGACCCCGGGCCAUUGGCCCAUGUUCGAUCCAGCAGGACCGACUUGGAUCAUCUCUUUCCCAACAAUGAUGCGAGCGACGAGUCGUUUGAACAUCAUCAAGCUUACGUUGGUCACGUGGUGAGGGGCAGAAUUCUCAAGGCUCCUUCGCACUCGCCCAUUCAGGAGCGAAAACGUCCAAAGCCCAAGAAGUCUACUCGACCCCACACGCCUUUCGAAUCGACAGCGCCGAAUGCGCCUGGCGAGCAGGUAGCUGCACCUCGUCAAGAAGUCCACCCUCAGAUUUUGCACUCCGGCGCUGCGUCGGCACAUAUGCAGGCGCAGGCUGGCGUGCCAUCGAAUUUCAACAGCAUGACGAGAGAGAGGCCGAACAAAUCUUCAGCUGCUCCCGCUGCAUGGCGACAGAUAGUAGGUGCGCCGAGCGAGCAAGAGAUUGCUGAAGCGCUCAAGGAGAAGCCGUCAAUCUUGGAGUCGAGCGUGGAGUAUGCGCACGAUUCCACUCUCUGGCAAUCCCACCCUCGUUUUCUCGGCUUGCACAGGGAUAGGGGAAGACCGCAUGUGGGCGUGCACAAGGAUGGAAAAUGGCAAAUUAAUCCACGCAAAAGACGAGGAAGACCUUCACGGGCGGAAAUGUUGAGGGCGCUAAAUGGCCCUUUUGGUGCUUCUUCAUCCUCUUCGCGAGCAACCUCACCAUCGCGCGACACCUUGCACGAUAGCUCUAGGUCUGGAAUGAGCACAUCGUCGGCAUCUUCAUCGGGAUCGGAUUCUCACCGGAGCAUGCUUGCACUCUCCAGCUCCAGCGAGCCUAGUCCCAAAGGACCAUCACCAUCAACAGUGCACGCCUCUUCUUCUGCAAGACCAUCUACCUCUGACGCUCUUGCCGCUCACGACUUGCACAACUUGCACCGCUCCUUUGGGCAACAGCAUGCGGCUGCAAACGCAAAUCCGAGCGAUCUGCCUCCUUUGCCAGAAGCUUUGCCUUCCAGCAACACCUUGUACGAGCACGAGCACGAACACGGUCACGGGUACGAUUACGAGCAUGGGUUCGAGCACCAGCACGAGCACGAGCACUUGCCGCACUGGCAUGCGUCUGUCCACCCGUCACAACAAACGUUGCCAUCCGGGCACACUUCGAUGCAUGAGCUGCACACCUUCUUUGGAGCCGAGCAUGCGCACGUGCAUUCUUUCCAGUCCAUCUUUGGCACGGAGCACGCGCACACGGAUUCGCUCCACAACAUCGCUACAUACACGAGUCAUGUGCAAGGCGAUCCGCCUCACUCGACCAUUGGCACGGAGCACGAGCGCAGUCAUUCGCAUCCUUCCAUCUUCAGCAUCGAGCCUGCACACAUGGCCUCUCCGCUGCACUCCUCUUUUGGCACACAGCAUGCGCACAAUAUCGCGCAUGCUGCCACAAGUUCGAAUCACGAGCAUGCGCAUCCCUACCUCGCGCACUCGCCCGCCUCUUCCGAUGCCUCGGCCUCUACAGAAGACUGGAUAUCGCGCGUGGUCAAGACGCCUCCGAGGAUGCACCUGCCGUAA
Molecule: messenger RNA, 2951 nt
Organism: Ceraceosorus bombacis
Lineage: Eukaryota; Fungi; Basidiomycota; Exobasidiomycetes; Ceraceosorales; Ceraceosoraceae
Source: the annotation of a GenBank genome assembly